This is a messenger RNA of Homalodisca vitripennis (glassy-winged sharpshooter), 649 nucleotides long. RefSeq lists its product as uncharacterized. NCBI's taxonomy places the organism in Eukaryota, Metazoa, Arthropoda, Insecta, Hemiptera, Cicadellidae. The coding region runs from base 69 to 455 and encodes 128 amino acids. The record is from RefSeq and is a predicted model, not a curated record. The transcript has a single exon.
UAAACUCGCUGGAUUUGCCAGGAUUGCCACCUCACAAUCUUCAAUUAAAGGUUGGAUCGGUGGUUAUAAUGUUGCGAAAUAUCAACCAACCGCGUCUUUGCAACGGUACACAGUUAGCGAUAAAAAAUUUACUAAACAAUGUGAUAGAAGCAACUAUACUCAAAGGAAAGUAUAAAGGAGAGGAUGUUCUCAUACCGCGCAUCCCAAUGAUUCCGACUGAUGUGCCAUUUGAGUUUAAACGACUACAGUUUCCAGUGCGGCUUGCUUUUGCUAUGACUAUAAACAAGUCCCAGGGGCAAUCAUUAAGUGUUUGUGGUAUUAAUCUAGAAAACCCAUGUUUCUCACAUGGUCAAUUGUAUGUUGCCUGUUCCCGUGUUGGAAAACCAUCAGAUUUGUUUAUCUAUGCGCCAGGUAAUCAAACAAAAAACAUCGUAUACCACAAAGCACUACAAUGAUAAUAAUAAUAAUUAUGAUUCACAUGAUUAACAAUAAAGCGAUUACUUACUUUUAAAUCCUUAUAUAUGUUUUAUUUAAUUAUUUUUUAUUCACAACGCCCUAUCACCAGGGUGACGGUUCUGUUCAGGAGAAUUUUUUUAAAUACGUAGGCAAAAAAACUGCCACAUUACAAAUCUUUUUGACAGGACGAAGU